Molecule: messenger RNA, 576 nt
Organism: Penaeus chinensis
Lineage: Eukaryota; Metazoa; Arthropoda; Malacostraca; Decapoda; Penaeidae
Product: proline-rich protein 2-like
Exons: 4
Coding region: 1-576 (191 amino acids)
Source: RefSeq, a predicted model, not a curated record
AUGACUCCCCUCAAGAGCGGGAUUAAACCGUGUCUUCCUCUCGCCAUCUCCGCCUCGAAACUUUUGCCACUAGAGCAUGCCAUAGCGGGCAGCGCGGACGCAUGGCAGGCCGCGCCGCCGGGACCUGGCCACGCCGCACCAGCCGAUGACAGAGUGCGGCCUCGCAGCACGAAGAUCAACGAGCGGCCGCCCGGCAAUAACUUGCCCCGCGGCCGCUACUGCCGCCAAAGUGCUCCAGGAGCCCCUGCCCCUCACGCCCCUACACGCCCCCGCCCUGCUCGUCACAACCCUCCGCCCGCCUCCUCUGCCCCCGCCCCUGCCCGCCACCCCUGCCCCUGCCCCUGCCCCCGCCCCUGCCCGCCACGCGCCUCCCCCGAGCCUCUGGGGCGACUCUACAGGAGGAGGAGGAUAGCCGGCGGCCGGGACUCUGCAAGGAGACGCGAUCCCUCGCCGCCCCAGGAGGCCAGCUGCGGCGGACACGGACCGAAGGCGCAGGGGCAGGGGCGGCAGUGGCCGCCGGAGACUCUAGGAGCCACUAGCAGCAGGGAACCACUAGGAGCUUCUAGGAACAUCUAG